GUACGUAUUGCCCAGGUUGGAUUCAUACUUUCAAUCUGUUUGACAGGAUUUUGGAGCAUAUAAGUGGCAAUGUCAUGGCACUGAACUCAAACAAGGAUUGUACUGGGAUGGAACUCUUAGAUCUUGUCUUCAAGAACACUGAUGGACUGACUCUUGAGGGGCAAGGUGACCAUGGUAACCAAGGCUGGCUGAUUGCAGAUCAAAGUGCACUCUGUCAUGGGGAAGAUGGGACUGAUAACUUCCUGGACACCCUGCUGGGGGUAACAGAUUCGACCUCUGACUCCCCUCUGUGGGCCUCUUCCCCCUGUGACAGUGGAAUCAGCGAGGACCCUGUCUCCGACCACUUGGACAGCCCCCAAAUGCCUGCUAGCCCCCUGUUCGAUUCCUCCGUUUUCUUCUUCCCUAAUCCUCACCAUCAACAACAACAGCAACAAAAACAACAUAGCCAAUCAAUAACUGAUACCAAAGAGCCAGAUGUGUCCAUUGAUCUGGCUGCGUGGGAGUCAAGUCUAUUCUCAGAUCCACAGUGUACACCUAACACGCAGAGGUCACACCACACCUCACCCUAUCAACUCAGUGUAAAGGACCUUCUACUGUCCAAGAUAGGAGAAGCCCCCAAGCAGAACUCCCCAAACUCUUUACAGGAGCUCACUCUGAGCGAUGACGAGAAGAAACUUCUUGCUAAGGAGGGAAUCAGUCUCCCCAGCCAGCUACCUCUGACUAAGUAUGAGGAGAAGAUUCUGAAGAAGAUUCGUCGGAAGAUUCGGAACAAGCAGUCUGCCCAAGAGAGCAGGAAGAAAAAGAAGGAAUACAUUGAUGGGCUUGAGGGCAGGAUGUCAGCCUGCAGUGCACAGAACCUGGAGUUGCAGAAUAAAAUCUUUCAGCUGGAGAAGACCAACAUGUCUCUUAUGGAGCAACUGCGCAGAUUACAGUCCAUGAUUAUGAACGGUUCCAAUAAGCCGGCUCAGACUAGAACCUGUGUCCUGGUGCUUCUCCUGUCUUUCUCUCUCAUCCUCUUUCCAAGUCUGCAAUCUGUUUCACACAGCAAAAUUAGUGACCUGGGGGACACCAGCAUGGUCAGAGUCCAGUCCAGGUCAUUGCGCUCAGUGGUGGAGGUGGACAGGCUCCAUCCUGUUUUCUCACUGGAGAAACAUGUGGAGACAGCCUCGUCAGUGCUUGCUAAGCUCCAGGUGAAGCCAGGGUAUGCUGACAUGGAUCCCUUACCCCACAAUCGUAGCUAUGGUGACCAGGACCAUCUCCAUGGUGACCCCAUUACUGGUAGAGUGGCCACACUAAGCUGGCUGUCUCAAAUUGAAGCAGGACUUCUUCAAAAGAAAGAAAAGAAAUGA
Molecule: messenger RNA, 1349 nt
Organism: Chanos chanos (milkfish)
Lineage: Eukaryota; Metazoa; Chordata; Actinopteri; Gonorynchiformes; Chanidae
Gene: creb3l3b
Product: cAMP responsive element binding protein 3-like 3b
Exons: 10
Coding region: 75-1349 (424 amino acids)
Biological process (GO): regulation of transcription by RNA polymerase II
Cellular component (GO): nucleus
Molecular function (GO): DNA-binding transcription factor activity, RNA polymerase II-specific; RNA polymerase II cis-regulatory region sequence-specific DNA binding
Source: RefSeq, a predicted model, not a curated record